CUCCGCCUCUGUCGGCAAGAUGGAGGCUGGGCUCGGCCGCCUCCGGGAAGCGGCACCUGAGGCCGGAGAUGGGGAGGGGCCGCAGCCCCGCCGGCCCAGUUGAGGCAGCUGGCCCACGUCGCGGUCCGGAGGCAGAGGCGGGCGUGGCAGGAGAGGCCCGGAGGCCACUGCGGGCACGACAGUAGCUACCGUGCAGAGGCAGUGGGGAGAGCGCCUGUUGAGGUGCACAGCUCGGGGAGGCGGCAUGAAGACAACCCCCCACCCGCAGGUGCUGGGGAAGGCGCCCCUUGGGAUUGGCCCCCGCCACAAUGGCAGACGGGACCGGAAGUCCAUCACCCUGCAUGUGAAGCUGGAAGUGCUUCGCAGGCUUGAGGAGGGUGAGAAGCUGACGCAGAUUGCCCGGGCCCUGGGCCUGGCCGCCUCCACUGUCGCCUCGAUCCGUGUCAACAAGGACAGGAUCCGGGCCAGUUCUCAGGCAGCCACACCCGUCAGCACCACCCAGCUGACCCGCUGCCGGGGUGUGUUGAUGGGCCGCAUGGAACGCCUGCUGAGCCUGUGGAUCGAGGAGCAGAAGCGGCAGAACCUGCCCGUCAGCACGCUGCUUAUUCAGGACAAGGCGCGCCGGCUGUUUGCCCAGCUGCAGCACGAGCAAGGUGGCGGCGCCCAGGCUGAGACCUUCGGGGCCAGCAAUGGUUGGUUUGCCCGUUUCAAGGUGCGCCACAAUGUGCUGUUGACGGAUGAGCCAGCGGUGGCUGACGCCCAGGCCGCUGCGCGCUACCCCCCAGUGCUGCGCGCCAUUCUGGAGGAGGGCUGCUACUCGCCUCGGCAGGUCUUCAACGUGGACGAGACGGGCCUGUUCUGGAAGCGGCUGCCUGAGCGCGUGCUUCUGGCGCUGGAGGGGACAGCUGGGCCUGGGCCCAAGGCCUCUAAGGACCACCUGACCCUGCUGCUUGGUGGCAAUGCGGCUGGUGACUUCAAGCUGAAGCCCCUGCUGGUGUACCCCUCCGAGAACCCGCGUGCCCUCAGGGGCUGCUCCAAGGCCAGCCUGCCUGUGGUCUGGCGCUCUAAUCGCAAUGAUUGGUUGACACCUAGCAUCUUCCAGGAGUGGUUUACUGGCUGUUUCUGCCCCGCUGUGGAAAGCUACUGUGCCAGCCACGGCCUCCCGCACCGCAUCCUGCUGCUGCUGGACAGCGCGCCCUGCCACCCUGUCCACUUGGGUGGCCUCUCGGCCCAUGUGCGUGUGGAGUUCCUGCCCAAGAACACAUCAGCCCUGAUCCAGCCCAUGAACCAGGGUGUCAUCGCCGCCUUCAAGGCCCAUUAUCUGCGCCGCACGCUCAGCCAGCUGGUCCAGGAGACGGCGGGUGCAGACCGGCCUUCUGUGCGGGAGUUCUGGCGCAGCUAUACUGUCAUGACUGCUGUGGACAACAUCGCCGAGGCCUGGGCAGAGCUGCAGCCCGCUACCAUGAACAGUGCCUGGAGGAAGCUCUGGCCUGACUGUGUGCCUGCUGGUGCCCCUGAGCCCAGCGCCGCUCCCCAGCUCCGCCACAGCGUUGUGGCACUAGCCAGCCACGCAGGCCUCGGGGACGUCGCCGAGGCCGAUGUUGCCCACUUGCUGCAGGCCCGUGGGGAGCCCUCACCCGGCAGCAUCCCCCGCCAGGAUGUGGAGGGUGGGGAUGUCAGUGGCUCUGGGCUGCCCUGUGAGGCAGGGAAAGGCCUGGCUUCCAGAAGACCAGAGUCAGAUCUCAUGGGGGCCACGGGGGAUGUGGAGACGGAGGGAGCGGGUGUGGGUGCGCUGCGCCCUGAGCACCUGGCCCAGGCACUGUCCCACUUUGCUGCUGGCCUGCGAGUCCUCAUAGAGAAUGAUCCCAACCGGGAACGCAGCCUGCGGGUGUCCCGGGGUGUCCAGUGUGCCCUCGCCCACCUCCGGGAGCUGCACCGUGAGAGGAGGCGACAGGCCCGGGCAGCUGUGGGAUCUCGAGAGGCCCCGUGAUGGUG
Molecule: messenger RNA, 1995 nt
Organism: Hippopotamus amphibius kiboko
Lineage: Eukaryota; Metazoa; Chordata; Mammalia; Artiodactyla; Hippopotamidae
Product: tigger transposable element-derived protein 1-like
Exons: 2
Coding region: 245-1990 (581 amino acids)
Cellular component (GO): nucleus
Molecular function (GO): DNA binding
Source: RefSeq, a predicted model, not a curated record